Heterostelium album PN500 is the source of this 2613-nucleotide messenger RNA. RefSeq lists its product as uncharacterized. NCBI's taxonomy places the organism in Eukaryota, Evosea, Eumycetozoa, Acytosteliales, Acytosteliaceae. The record is from RefSeq and is a predicted model, not a curated record. The annotation marks the transcript as partial. The transcript has 11 exons.
AUGGACAAAAGAUCAAUAAGUUCUUCUAAAAAUUUAGAAAAAGCUAGAGCUGCAAAAGCUCAAAAAAAAGAUACAAUAAUGUAUUUGGAUGACGAUUUACCAGUUGAUGAGAAAAAUAUUGAGAAACCUAUUCCCGAUAAAGUAGUUGUGAAUACCAACAUCCCAGAUAUGCUUGUUUUAGAAAAAAAACAAAAAAAAAUAGAAAAGUAUAAAGAAAAGAAUAACCAUAUUUUAGAAAAAUUAGAUGAAAUAUCAAAUUUUAUUUUCUCAAAUAAAAAAACCCAAAAUGAAUCAGCUCCAAAAAGAAGAUUUAUUAAAACCGAUAAUAAUUGUGAAGACUUUAUAAAACCAUUAAAUAGUGGUUCUAAAAAUAAAUUACCAGUUUUAGGAGAUGAUCUUUUUUCUUUAAAUUCUGCAAAUAUCUUUAUUUGUGCUCCAAAGAAAUCUGGAAAAACAAGUGUUAUAAAUAAAAUAUUGGAAGAAUGUGCUGAUAUUGAUACCAAAGUAUUUAUAUUUUGUGCUACCGCUUAUAAAGAUGAUAAUUGGAUUACAAUAAUUGAAAGAUUAAAUAAAAAAAACAUUUCAAAUAUAGUUUUUACUUCAAUUUUUGAUGAUGAGAAUAAAAACAGAUUAAAAACUUUAAUCAAUAGAUUAAAAGAUGAAGAUGAAGAAGAUGAAGAUAUAAAAAAGAAAUAUGAAUAUCCGGAAUAUAUCAUAAUAUUUGAUGAUUUAUCAAAUGAAUUAAAAAAUAAAAUGAUCCCACAAUUAAUGAAAAUCCAUAGACAUUUUAGGAUGAAAGUAAUAAUUAGUUCUCAAAAUUGGAAAGAUACUCAUUCAGAUAUUCGAAAAGGAAAUUUAGAUUAUAUUUUAUUAUUUAGAAAUAUACCUGAAGAUGUUCUUGAAACUAUAUAUGAUGAAAACCCUUCAUAUAUUGGAUAUAAAAAAUGGAUAACUGCUUAUAAAUAUUCAACCAAAGAACCAUUUAAUUUCUUUUUCUAUGAUAGAAAUGAUAUUAAAUUGGAUAUACACAUUCUAAAAAUGCCACCAAAAAGAACUAGACGAACACAACAAGGAGAUGGUUUCCUUGAUUGGAUUAAAAAAGGAAAUCAAUGGUUAAAAGAUAAAAAAUUCAUUGACUGUUUAUACCAUUAUAAAAGGAUCAAGAUAUUAAAUGAAUGUUUAGGAGUUGAAUUGAUUCGUGUAUUACUGAUAUUAUUUGAUUUAUUAUUUAACUCUUGUAACUAUUUGAAUAAUAUGUUUUCAAACACUAACUUUGAUCAUAAAUUUGGUAUAUGUGCGAUGGGGAGUUAUAAAAUGAGUGAAAAAUAUCACCCUUAUAGUUCAUCUGAUAAAGAAAUAAAAAAAAGAUCCAAUAAAUAUAAUAGUUCUAUUUAUGAACACUUUUUUAAAUUUAUAGAUUCGAAUGAUAAGAAUUUAAUUAAAAUGAAGUGUAAAUACUGUCAAGUAUUUACUUUUAAAUACGAUAAGGUAGACAAAAAAUCAGUGUCUAGUGGUUUAGGAUGGGCACAUCUUGAGAAUGUGAGAUUAUCUUGCCACAAAGAAAGUGAAAUAGAUUGGUCGUAUGUCGCAGAACAAAAAAGGAAAAAAGCAGAAACACUUGCACUUGCUAUAUCAAAACCUUUUAGUCAAGGUGUAUCAGAGGAAUUAUUAAUAGAUUUAGUAAUCAAAAAAAAUCUUCCCUUCAACUUAACAGAGGAUGAGAGAUUUAAAAAUUUUAUUUCAUCGUUAAGACCAGAGUUCAAUUUAGUUGGUGGAGAUACUAUUAAAAAUAGAAUAAUAAAAAGAUAUGAUGAUCAAGUUGUACAACUCAGAGAGUAUUUCAAGACUAUGGAUUCCAAAAUCAGUUUCUGUUUCGAUAUCUGGAGUGUCAAGGAUAUCUCUUUUUUGGGUGUAACUGGUCAUUGGAUCGAUAGUCAAUUUAAAGCUAGAAAGUGUUUGUUAGGAAUGGAGAGCCUAAAAAGCGAUAAAACAGAAAAGUUUGAUAUCUCCAAAAAGAUAAUGUGCACCACUUCUGACAACUGCUCGAACAACCACACUACAGUGGAGAACAUUGUCAAAAACCAAGAUCCUUCCAAUGAUUACAAAGGAUUCCAGGGUGGACAUAUUUUAUGUUUAAACCAUGUGAUUAAUUUAGGAGAUAAAUCAACGAAAUAUCUUUUCGAUAAAAUUCACUCCUAUGGUUCAAAUUUAAGAAACUCCAGUAACCAAACAGAUGCUUUUUUUGGAAUUUUCGAAAUUCUAAAAACUGAAAAGAAGGACAGGUUAAAGCCAAAAGUAUUGAACCCAAUCCGUUGGUCAUCUGCUUUUCAGAUGACUAGUAGAUUCAUCAGGAUCAAAGAUGCAGUUGAUUACGACAUUAAAUAUAAGAUUACGAAACAUGAUAUCCAUCUCACUACCGAUGAAUGGGAUAUCAUCAAACAAAUCAAUAAAUUCUUGGAUGGUGUGGAUUUUAUUACUUUGGCAUUACAAGGAGCUGAUGUUAAUCUGUCUUGCAGUUUACCUGUGUAUGGUCGGCUCUUGGACAUUGGAGAGGAAUGGAAAACCAAUAAGAUUCUCAAGACUGCUGCUGAAGCCUUUUGGAAAGAAAUAGAU